Messenger RNA from Penicillium robsamsonii, 2448 nucleotides. RefSeq names its product ankyrin-2. The record is from RefSeq and is a predicted model, not a curated record. NCBI's taxonomy places the organism in Eukaryota, Fungi, Ascomycota, Eurotiomycetes, Eurotiales, Aspergillaceae. Gene Ontology annotation, cellular component: cytoplasm; membrane. Bases 1 to 2448 code for a protein of 815 amino acids. Gene Ontology annotation, molecular function: metal ion transmembrane transporter activity; protein binding. Gene Ontology annotation, biological process: transmembrane transport; innate immune response; metal ion transport. The transcript has 8 exons.
AUGGCUCGCCCCAAGAACGAUUGGCAAAACUGGCAGUGGUCAAUGGACCUCUAUGAGGCUGCAACUGCAGGGAAGGAAGACAAAGUGCUACUAUUUCUUGAGAACGGCGCGGAUGUCAACGCUCAAGGUGGUAGGUAUGGAAACACCCUCCAGGCCGCCGCUGCUUCAUGGACGCAGCGCCCCGAAAUUGUGAAACUACUUCUUGAAAAAGGCGCAGAUGUCAAUGCUCAAGGAGGCGAGUACGGAAAUGCCCUCCAGGCCGCAGUAUGGAAGGGGAACCUCGAAACCGUGAAACUACUUCUUGAGAAAGGUGCAGACGUCAAUGCUCAAGGAGGAGAAUACGGAAAUGCCCUCCAGGCCGCCGUAUCAACAGGGAACCCCAAAAUCGUUAAAUUACUUCUUGAAGAAGGCGCAGAUAUCAAUGCUCAAGGAGGCGAGUACGGAAAUGCUCUCCAGGCCGCCGCAUCGGAAGGGUACCCUAAUUUUGUGAAGUUAUUUCUGGAAAAAGGCGCGGACGUCAACGCUCAAGGUGGUAGGUAUGGAAAUACCCUCCAGGCCGCCGCUGCCGCAUGGCAGAAGCGCCCCGAAAUCGUGAAACUACUUCUUGAGGAAGGCGCAGAUGUCAAUGCUCAAGGAGGCGAGUACGGAAGUGCUCUGCAGGCGGCUGCAUGGAGUGGGAGCCCCGAAAUCGUAAAACUACUUCUUGAGGAAGGCGCAGAUGUCAAUGCUCAAGGAGGCGAGUACGGAAGUGCUCUGCAGGCGGCUGCAUGGAGUGGGAGCCCCGAAACCGUGAAACUACUUCUUGAGAAAGGCGCAGAUAUCAACUCGCGGGAUCAUAGCGAGGGGCGGACGCCGCUACAUAUUGCGGUAGAGGCAGGCUCUAUAUCCGCUGUUACUCAACUUCUCAAAAAAGGUGCUAUUACCAACAUAAGAGAUUUCAGCGAUUUAAAUCCACUUGAACUUGCGGCUCAAAGGGGGGACUAUCGAAUUGCGCUACUACUUCUUUCAAGAAGCACUGACAAUCAAAGCUUUGUGAAGGCUUCCACAUGGAGGACCCUCUUGCCCGGUUCUCCGGGCCACCUUGAAAUGACCAUCGGCAACACCACGACUAUUAGGAAGAUGUCGGAAAGUGACAUUACGAGCAGGGGCUAUCCUCUUUCUCAGGAGGUUAAGGAAUUUGCUGCAAGGACUGAUGAUUUUAUGGGAGCAAGCAUUGGCUCCAGGCGUAUUUUUAUCCUUGCAGAUGGAUUUCCCUUUUUGCAUUCCUCGACUGGUUUCUAUUAUCGCUGGUGGCGUAGAGUGCAAGUGCAACAGCAGUCCCCACCUGAGCUUCUUAUUGGUCGACGAGUGAAAGGGGCAGGUCCAUUAUGGAGAGUCCAGCCUAGUAAAGCACCCAGUCGAGCUACUUUGACUCAAGUUCCAAAAAAAGAUUGCUUUUUUGAAUGCCGCUUCACUACUCGUGCAAUUGCACUGCCUAUCCCCUCCAACUAUAACUGGCCUAGAUUGUCUGAGACCUCCGAUUUGGAUAUACGGGGGCUCGAAAAGACUUAUGGAAUCCUAUGGAUAAUGACCAAGCGUCAGGAUAUAACGGCUUCGGAAAGUGCUCUAGAAUCUAAAAUAUAUUUCAGCACGUCCGAACAUGCACAAGUGCCCUCUCGCGCCGCUGAUCUUUUCGCUCCCUUGGUUCAGCAACUCCUACAAGAGUGGGACAAUACCUUUCAGGCGGCAGAAAGUCGUUUGGCAAUAAAACGUACGGAGUUGCUAAGAGCGAAUGGAAGAAGCCCGCGCUUAAUUCGAGACCUACUAGGCGAUGCCCAACUGUGGGAUCUGCUACGAAGGAGCUGCAACAAGCAAAUUGCUGAGCUCAUGGCAUUUCAGAACGAGUACGACAGUCAGUCAUUGGUUGUCCUCCGUGACAACGGAUCUACAGGAAGCGAAGAGAGGAAAAAAGCGAUGGUAAUAUUUCAAGAUCAAAUCAACAGACUAGAAGAGGUUUAUUCAGAAGGGUUGAAAGCUCUUAUGGAAACUUCCAAGGAUCUUAUUCAAUUAGAGUUCAAUCUUACAUCAAUCUCAGAAGCACAGAAGUCAGCAUCGACAAACAAGAGUAUGAAGCGCCUUAGUUGGAUUACGUUUGUUUUUCUCCCACUAAUGUUCAUCGCGAGUCUUUUUGGUAUGAACGUCGAUAUCUUGGCGUCCAACCCACCUUGGUGGUUUUAUAUCCUUUUUGCCGUGUCCACUACGUUGCUGACACUGGCCGUAUGGUUGAUUUUCAAGCACAACAGUGAUCUGGAGGACAGUAUAGAGCAUAGAUUUAAUCGUCUAACAAGACGCCAGCCACAGCAAGAUCUUGAGAAUGGACAGCGACGAGGUUUUUCUCCACAGCGACGAGAUUUUUCUCCACAGCGACGAUCAGCAAUGUUUUCGACUCUCGGGAAAAAAGGGUCUUGA